Equus quagga is the source of this 3364-nucleotide messenger RNA. RefSeq names its product kelch like family member 40 (gene KLHL40). Bases 955 to 2937 code for a protein of 660 amino acids. The transcript is spliced from 8 exons. Gene Ontology annotation, cellular component: A band; I band. NCBI's taxonomy places the organism in Eukaryota, Metazoa, Chordata, Mammalia, Perissodactyla, Equidae. The record is from RefSeq and is a predicted model, not a curated record. Gene Ontology annotation, molecular function: protein binding. Gene Ontology annotation, biological process: negative regulation of proteasomal ubiquitin-dependent protein catabolic process; skeletal muscle fiber development; negative regulation of protein ubiquitination.
AGACUGGACCAGAGCAAGGGCAAUGCAGAACCCCACAGCUUGGCUGUGCACCGCAUGGACAUCUGUGCCUUGGAGCAUCUGCAGACCCCAUCGCCCUCCCUUAAGGGUGGCCUGGGCUUCCGGAAACAUCCAGAGGCAGGGGAGGUCUGAAGGAGCCAGAUAUCAGAGAUGCUGACUGAGCACCUGAGAGGGCAAAAGCUCAGAUGGAAGACAGGUAGCGGCCUCCAAGGAGGGAGCAGGUGGCUCGCCCUGGGACCUCUGAGAAUUAUUUCACUGUGCAGGUAACAUAUGGUGCACUGGUUCUGUGCUGGUGGAACUCUAGGCCCUGGGGAUAUAUGGUGGACGAGGCUCCUGUGUUUGUGGCACUUAGCCCUAGGUACAUGGGGAGGGGUCUGAGUGGGAGAGGAGGCUGGUGGGGGGAUUUGUUAACCAGCCAGAGAGGAGGUGCAGGUUCCUAGGAUGUGGAAAUGCCUUUCCACACAGUCCCACUUGUUAGACAAGAACAGGGGCUCACUCAGGUGACCCUAAAAUAAGGGCUGGCUGACAGACCUGAGGGCCUGGCUGCUCCCCUGGUCUCUUGUGGGAAUUCUGCUUCUCUGUUUCUGCUCUCUUCCCUUUUGCUACCCAUCUGUUUGCGUGACACCUCUCUACACAUCCUUUUCCUUCAGCCCCACCCCACCUCCCUCAGUCUCGAAGCGUUUCCAACUUCACACUCCAGACAGUCUUGGGCACGUGUCAUGCUAGGCUGUGAGGCAGAGGGCACUGGGUGGCUGUGGGCCCUGGGUGGUGGGCACCAUGGUUGGCAUCUCUGGAACACUCACUCUCCCCAAUUUUGCCCUUUGGGACCAAACAGCGCACUGACACCUCACGUCCUGGAGUACGGGUCAGAGCGGCACCCGCCUCCUGGAGAAAGCUGGGCUUCCUUCCUUCUGACGCACAGGAGGGGCCAGUGAGAUGAGCAGCCCCGUGAAGACAGCUGCGCAGACAGAGAGCAACCCAACAGCAAAGCAGGAGAGGACCGAGAGGAGGCCCCUGGCACCGUCGCUGCACCCUAGGCCACCCGCCAUGGCGCUGGGCUUGGAGCAGGCAGAGGAGCAGCGCCUGUACCAGCAGACGCUCCUGCAGGACGGGCUCAAGGACAUGCUGGACCACGGCAAGUUCCUCGACUGUGUGGUGCGGGUAGGUGAGCGCGAGUUCCCGUGCCACCGCCUGGUGCUGGCCGCCUGCAGCCCCUACUUCCGGGCGCGCUUCCUGGCCGAGCCAGAGCGCGCAGGCGAGCUGCGCCUGGAGGAGGUGUCCCCGGACGUGGUGGCCCAGGUGCUGCACUACCUGUACACGUCGGAGAUCGCGCUGGACGAGGCGAGCGUGCAGGAUCUGUUCGCCGCGGCGCACCGCUUCCAGAUCCCGUCUAUCUUCACCAUCUGCGUGUCCUUCCUGCAGAAGCGCCUGUGUCUCUCCAACUGCCUGGCUGUCUUCCGCCUUGGCCUUCUGCUCGACUGCGCGCGCCUAGCGGUGGCCGCCCGUGACUUCAUCUGCGCGCGCUUCUCGCUCGUGGCGCGCGACGCCGACUUCCUCGGGCUCUCGGCCGACGAGCUCAUCGCCAUCAUCUCCAGCGACGGUCUCAACGUGGAGAAGGAAGAGGCCGUGUUCGAGGCGGUGAUGCGGUGGGCGAGCAGCGGCGACGCGGAGGCGCAGGCCGAGCGCCAGCGCGCACUGCCCACCGUCUUCGAGAGCGUGCGCUUCCGUCUGCUGCCGCGUGCCUUCCUGGAGAGCCGCGUGGAGCGCCACCCUCUCGUGCGCGCCCAGCCCGAGCUGCUGCGCAAGGUGCAGAUGGUGAAGGACGCACACGAGGGCCGCCUCACCGUGCUGCGCAAGAAGAAGAAGAAGGGAAAGGAGGCAGCCGGGGCCAAGGCGGCUGACAAGGGCACAGCUGAUGCCAAGGCAGAGGAAGACGAGGAGGAGGCCGAGCGUGUGCUACCAGGGAUCCUCAAUGACACUCUGCGCUUUGGCAUGUUCCUGCAGGACCUCAUCUUCAUGAUCAGUGAGGAGGGGGCCGUGGCCUAUGAUCCGGCAGCCAACGAGUGCUACUGUGCUUCCCUCUCCACACAGAUCCCUAAGAACCACGUCAGCCUGGUGACUAAGGAAAACCAGGUCUUCGUGGCAGGGGGCCUCUUCUACAACGAGGACAACAAAGAGGACCCCAUGAGUGCUUACUUCUUGCAGUUUGACCACCUGGACUCGGAGUGGCUGGGGAUGCCACCGCUGCCCUCGCCGCGCUGCCUCUUCGGCCUGGGCGAGGCUCUCAACGCCAUCUACGUGGUCGGCGGCCGAGAGCUCAAGGACGGCGAGAGCAGCCUAGACUCGGUCCUCUGCUACGACCGGCAGUCGUUCAAAUGGGGCGAAUCUGACCCGCUGCCUUAUGCCGUGUAUGGCCACGCGGUCCUCUCCCAUAUGGAUCUUGUCUACGUCAUUGGAGGCAAAGGCAGCGACAGGAAGUGCCUGAAUAAGAUGUGCGUUUAUGACCCUAAGAAGUUCGAGUGGAAGGAGCUGGCACCCAUGCAGACUGCCCGCUCUCUCUUUGGGGCCACCAUCCAUGACGGUCGCAUUUUUGUCGCUGCUGGGGUCACAGACACAGGGUUGACCAGUUCAGCCGAAGUGUACAGCAUUGCAGACAACAAGUGGGCACCCUUUGAGGCCUUCCCCCAGGAGCGCAGCUCGCUCAGCCUGGUCAGCCUGGCAGGCACCCUCUAUGCCAUCGGCGGCUUUGCCACACUGGAGACUGAGUCUGGGGAGCUGGUUCCCACGGAGCUCAAUGACAUCUGGAGAUAUAAUGAGGAUGAGAAGAAGUGGGAGGGCGUCCUGCGGGAGAUUGCCUACGCCGCUGGUGCCACCUUCCUACCUGUGCGGCUCAACGUGCUGCGCCUGACCAAGAUGUGACCAGCCCUGGGAGCAUGAACUAAGCACCUCUCCCAUCCUGCAGCCCACACAGGCCUGGGCUUCUGGGGGCUCCAGGGAGGAGGCUGGGUGAGGCCAGAGCCCACCUGGAUCCUGACUGGUACCCAAGGGGCUGCUUCAGCCAGGAAAAGAAAAGAACUGCCCAGUCCUAGCCUUUUGGGCAGAGAUGAGAAACUUUAGGCCUCUCUGGUGUCUCCAGAUCCCCUGGUCUUCUUGGUUCACGAGCCAGAACCACAGUAAGGUGUCCCAGGCCAUGUUCUGGUCCAGCCGCAAGCUGGCUGUGUGUGCCAGUAAAGUUCCCACAGGACUCAGUCUCCUCGCCUGUCGGAUGGGGAGUGUCCCCAUCAAGAACACCCUGCAGCAUGGAUAAGUCUCCUUCUGUAAGAAGAAUAAAAUGCCUUCGGAGCAA